AUGGCGCUGGAACCGUCUGGGACCCGACCAACUGCCGCCUGCACUCGCGGAGUCAUUCUGGAGAUCACUCAGAAGCUCACAAAGUUCGCUACCCUCGACUUCGAGGAGUACCUCCGCUUCAUAGGACAGUACACAUCCUACGAGCGGGCUCAGGUACAGAGAGUGUUUCGGGAGUUUGAUGAAGAUGGCUCGGGUUCUUUGGACACCGAAGAGAUCGAGGGCGUCAUGCGCUCCUUCAGCAUCACGCCAUUCAAAUCGACGGUGGAAGCUGCCAUCGCUGUGGUUGAUGAGGACCACACUGGCACCAUUGAGUUCCAUGAAUUCAUCCAUUUGCUUACGGUCUACAAGAAGACGGAGGGCUUCUCACAAGCAGAGGUCAGAGACCUUUAUGCGGUCUUCUACAAGUUUGCCGUGCCGGUCGUGGGCUCCAAGCUACGCGAGGUGCCGGAAGGGGAUAUGGGAGAUGCACUGAUGAGUUUGUUUGGGCCACAGACGCUUAGCAUGGGCGUGAAGCUUGUGAACGAGGUUUUGCUGCAGAUGCAGAAGAAGAAAGAGGAAAAGGCAGCCAAGCGAGCCUUGUCUCGGCAGCAGGGUGGUCAGAACUUGGAAGAGCAGGGUAUGCAGUUCCGUGAGUACCUGGUUUGGGCAAGGCGUCUUAGAGAGGCUGAGAUUACCUGGUACAGGCGAAAGUUCGACAAGGUUGACUACAUAGGAUCAGGCCUGCUGCGGCAGGACGACCUGAAGGAGGCUUUUCGAUACCUUGGCUAUAUUGCUUUGCGAGCAGAUUUGGAGGACCUCCUGGAGCGACAGAAGGUCUCCAAGGACCAGGAAAUCGAUUUCGAAUGCUUUGUUCACCUGGCGCAAGAUUUCUGCCGCACGGAUGGAUUCAGCCGAUGCGAUGUCGACGAGUUCUUCGAGGUGUUUCGCGCUUUCGACACAGAAGGCUCGGGACAGGUGGGCGUGUUGGAGGUCGCCUCCAUAUUGCGGUGGCUGGGCUUCAGCAUCGAGUUGGAUGCCGCAGACAGCUACUUCCAGUCCGUGAACCUGGACGGCGCCGACCGAAUGGGCUUUCCAGAGUUCUUGAGGCUGAUUCGGCUUCACCGUGAUGAGUGCCUCAGCCACCUGAAGCAGGUCUUCGACCGCAACUGCGAAGACGAACUUGUUCUGAAGCAAGACUGCCUGAAGUCAGUGCUUACACAAAUGGAUCGGCGUGUCAGCGUCAGCGUGAUAAGCCAGUGUCUGCAAGGGGUUCGGGACUCACGCUACAUUGAUUUCGACGACUUCGUGCAGGUGCUUGACAACAUGCGGCGGCAAAUCCUGAGCCAGAUGCGAAAGCAGGCAGGCUUUACAGAUGACGAGGUCCGAACCUUUCAGCAGGCCUUCGACAAGUACGACACAGACGGCAAUCGGAAGCUUACUCGCGACGAAAUGCCACCACUUCUGUCUGACUUGAAGAUUGAUCUUCGCACAGUGGACGAUCAGAGGCACUUCGUUCGCCUGCUCGAGCAAGCGCGCCUCUCCGCACGCCGUGGAGGUGCAAGUGAGGAGGAGGUGGGGCUGCCCGGCGCUCCAGGCAUCACGUUCUGGAAUUUCGUGCGGGGCUCGGCGGGUGCUGUGUUUAUGUCCAUGUUCUGGGCGUGCGGGUGUUUGUUCCCAUCUCGGUGUGUCCUCACGUGUCUCUGCAUGUUUCUUGAGUCUGCUCUCCGUCUGUUCUUCGUCUGCGUCUGUUGGUUUUUCUUUCCUUUGUCUGUCCGUCCUCCGUUUAUUGCCUAUCUGUCUCUCUCUGUGUCUGCCUGUGUGCGCUGCGUGCCUGAGUCUGGCUUUUUUGACUCUCCCCACACCAUGCUGGGUUGA
Messenger RNA from Symbiodinium natans, 1854 nucleotides. NCBI's taxonomy places the organism in Eukaryota, Dinophyceae, Suessiales, Symbiodiniaceae. The record is from the annotation of a GenBank genome assembly.